AUGACGAACGAUCCAAUUGUCAUGUACAUGCACUACACUGAGGAGUUAAACACUCUUACCUCUGAGCAUGUGGAUUGGGAGCCAUAUGGUAGCUUUUACCGUAUUGGUGCGGCGAUGACUGACCUCCACCCAAAGUGCACAGAGGAGUCGGCUUUCUGGUGUAUGCGGCUUGAUAGGCAGCGGCAGAGGAAGAUCACGAAUUGGCAUGUCUAUCAUAGGAUUCACGUGUCAGCGUUCGAAAACUGUUUGGAGGCGGUACGGCUUGGCGGACAUGUCGAGGUUGUCCCGUACGACGCGACCGCCUUCAACAACUAUAUCCAGUGGUUUCAUCAAAACACGCGUAUCGAGUUAGUGAACUACGCGUAUGAUGAAGACAUCUUGGACGAGCCCAUCGCGUUCGAUGAGGUUGCGCAAAGCCAGUACGACAGGAUUGCUCGAGCAGGGAGAUCGACUUCUAUUGCUUCCUCCCUGAACUUUGUGCGGUCCGAGAUCCAAAAAACAGCUGACGAGUGUGAGGUUAUUUGGGAUCAGAGCCAUAGAGAUGAAAAGCCUAUCGGAGCGAUGCGGUAUUUCAUUAAGAAGUUGCGGCGGUUAGGCAACUUGCUAGGUUGCCGCAAGGGCGAAAUUCCUACAUCCUCUUCUGAAGAUGAACGUCGUGGUUCGGAGAUUCCUGACGACACAAUUCUGAGUCAAGCCAAGGAGCAAGGCGCACGGUCUGCGUACAUGUUGAAGCCUAGGGGGAAGGCUCCAAACCGUUACACUCCGGAAGACUGCACGAACCGAGGGAAGAAGGUUGUCGUUGAGUCUGACGAGGAGCCGCCGAAGAGGUCAGCUUUGAGGAGGAUGAGGAACGAUGAGCCUUCCUCCUCAGAGGAAGAGGUGGAGGAAGAAGCAUCACCGCCACCACCACGGAGGAAGCAGCCCACGAGGAGGGGACGUCGAUCUUAG
Molecule: messenger RNA, 948 nt
Organism: Lolium perenne
Lineage: Eukaryota; Viridiplantae; Streptophyta; Magnoliopsida; Poales; Poaceae
Source: RefSeq, a predicted model, not a curated record